This is a messenger RNA of Sphaeramia orbicularis (orbiculate cardinalfish), 1179 nucleotides long. RefSeq names its product core-binding factor subunit beta (gene cbfb). Gene Ontology annotation, cellular component: core-binding factor complex; nucleus. Gene Ontology annotation, molecular function: sequence-specific DNA binding; transcription coactivator activity. The record is from RefSeq and is a predicted model, not a curated record. Gene Ontology annotation, biological process: regulation of transcription by RNA polymerase II. NCBI's taxonomy places the organism in Eukaryota, Metazoa, Chordata, Actinopteri, Kurtiformes, Apogonidae.
GGGAGGAGAGAGAGAGAGAGGAGGAGGAGAGAGAGAGAGAGAGAGAGAGAGACGGUCAGACGGAGCCUUAUCUAUGCAGUGGGUCAUUGAAUAAGAGCCAUUUGGAGCCAGAGGAGAAGAGAAGAGGAGGAGAAGAGGAGCGGACAGUCCAUCUGUACGGAAGGAGAGAGAGAGAGAGAGAGAGAGAGAGAGAGAGAGCGCACACGGCUCCAACACACAAGGAAGAAAGAAAAACACAGACACGGAAGAGAAGUGAAAGACACAGAAAAGCCUGAGAAGGAGAAGGAGGAGAAGAGUGACUGAUUUCAGACCGCGCAAAGGCAGUUCCAGGGUCCAGAAGAUGCCUCGGGUUGUCCCGGACCAGAGGAGCAAGUUUGAGAAUGAGGAGUUUUUCCGCAAGUUGAGCAGGGAGUGUGAGAUUAAAUAUACUGGAUUCAGAGACCGACCACAUGAGGAGAGACAGGCCCGCUUCCAGAACGCCUGCAGGGAUGGACGCUCCGAGGUGCAGUUCUGCAGCAGUGGAAGUUGAUCAAGCCUCGAAUUCUUUCCGGCCAAUCUUCAUGGAGAACAGAGGCAGGUUCCAACCAGAGAGUACGUGGACUUUGAAAGGACGGGAAAGGUCUAUUUAAAGGCUCCUAUGAUCCUGAACGGGUGUGGUGAUCUGGAGAGCUGGAUCGACCUGCAGAGGCUGGACGGGAUGGGAUACCUGGAGUAUGACGACGAAAGGGCCCAGCAUGAGGACGCUUUGGCCCAGGCAGCGUUUGAAGAAGCCCGACGCAGAACCAGAGACUUUGAAGACAGAGACCGAUCCCACAGGGAGGAUCUGGAGGACCCUGUGGUUUCUAAAAUCUGGGACUGAUGACAGCAGCAGAAAAGAACAGGUCCAGACGACAGCAGGACCCGCCCUGGCUCAAACAUGGCCAACGCUGACGUCGAACAUAAGAUGCGCUGAGGACGAUCCAGACCGAGGGGACAGACGGACCCGGAGCUGGACUCCACUCACAGCUGGACACAUGUCAACCCUAAACCCAAACUCUAGACCAACUGUUCACCUUCACUUUUAUCACCAUUUUCACAUGCUCCACAUUUUCAGGUAUAUUUGAAUGUCAAAGGAAAUAAAAUGUCUGAACUGAUUGAAUUGAAAGUGAACCAAACUGUACAAGAGCAGGAUUGAAAGGA